This is a messenger RNA of Dovyalis caffra, 279 nucleotides long. The record is from the annotation of a GenBank genome assembly. NCBI's taxonomy places the organism in Eukaryota, Viridiplantae, Streptophyta, Magnoliopsida, Malpighiales, Salicaceae.
AUGGCCAAGAAGGUUAGAGGUUCACAAUAUUCUUGGAUUGAGGUAGCUCCGGCUCCCAUCAUUUAUCCUCACAAGCCUUCAAAUUCUCCCAGUUUGGAGACAAUAGCCGAAGAGGGAAGGAUUAAUUUGUUUUCAAUGGCCAAGAAGAUUAGAGGUUUCCGUUCUUGGAUUGAAGUAGCUCCAGCUCCCAUCAUUUAUCCUCGUAAGCCUUCAAAUUCUCCCCGUUUGGAGACCAUAACCGAAGAGGGUAACGAGGAACACGAUGAAGAAGAUUCAUAA